Messenger RNA from Colletotrichum costaricense, 486 nucleotides. RefSeq lists its product as uncharacterized. The record is from RefSeq and is a predicted model, not a curated record. Bases 1 to 486 code for a protein of 161 amino acids. NCBI's taxonomy places the organism in Eukaryota, Fungi, Ascomycota, Sordariomycetes, Glomerellales, Glomerellaceae. The transcript has a single exon.
AUGUCCGAUUACCACUUCGAGGCAGGUAGCGAUGAAGCAAUAAUGGCAUUAGGCAAGAGAGGGAUAAAACAGAGUUUUUGGAUGAGCCAUGCCAGCUUAAGCCCUUGCUUUGUUCGUAUUUCAACGACAUCAUAUGCGCAGCCAAACUCUUACUCAGCCAGCUACCUAGUCAAAGUGAAAGCAAAGAGGAUUAGACGAUCAGCCACUCCCGCAGCCUCAACCGGCGCCUGGACGCUGCCAAGAUUCGGAUGCCUCCUGACGGCCCGAAAGUUGAUGAAACGCAGUCAACCGAAGCAUUCCCAUCCCUCUAUCAGCCAACCAUUGAAUCAACCCCUUCAUUUCUCUCUAUUGACCAAGGUUAUUGCAGCCGCCAUUCAGGUUCAUUGCAUGUGGAUGCCUCGUACGACAUCGCCUCACGACUCACGUACGCCUGUAGUCAACGUUACCUUUCCCCUCCUCAAUCUGCCAACCGCUCCAGUAUCAUGA